UUGGUGUCGGCGACCCAAACCCGCCAACCCGCCAACAUGUGUCAUGGGGCUGUGUCGGUGAGUUAGUCGGCGGCAAGAAAUCAGUACAACUUUUUUAGUUAGUGAUUGCAGUGUGUACGAACGUGACGUGUUGUUUUUCUCGAAUAUUGCAGCCUACAAUAAACAUGGAUACUGAUGCUGAUCUAAUAAUAGCAGCAUGUGGAAUAAUUUUAGCUGGGUCCCUGAAGAGAAAACGACAGUGUUGGGUUAGACCAAGCUUAAUGAGUCGCAGUCGUUACAGUAACAGUGAUAGAAUAAAAGAUUUAAGAACAGACGAUUUGAUUGUAAAAAGACCCUUACAUUUUAAGACAUUUAUGUCGUUAACGUUUACCGACUUUGAAUAUUUACUAAGCAUUGUUGGACCCACAAUAGUUAAAAAAAAUACAAAUUACAGAAGUGCAAUUUCACCAACGGACAGAUUAUCAUUAACAUUAAAAUACCUGACUACGGGAGAUUCAUUCAACAGUCUUUGUGACACCUUUAAAGUAUCUCCUCAACUUAUUUCCUACAUUAUUCCAGAAGUGUGCCAAGCUAUCGUAGAUGGACUUUCGGAUUAUGUGAAGAUUCCACGAACAUCAAACGAAUGGACAAAAGUUGCAGAUGGAUAUCUGAGUAGAUGGAAUGUACCUAAUUGUGUUGGAUCUAUGGAUGGAAAGCACAUUAGAAUUGAAUGUCCAGCACGAAGUGGAAGCGAUUAUUUUAAUUAUAAAAUGUAUUUCAGUAUUGUACUGUUUGCAUUAGUGGAUGCAGAUUAUAAGUUUUUAUACGCUAAUGUGGGGUGCCAGGGUCGCAUUUCCGAUGGUGGUGUAUUUGCUAACUCUUCAUUAUGCAGAAUGUUAUAUAAUAAUGAUUUAAAUUUGCCAGAUAAAAAACCUCUACCUGGAAGAAUUAUGCCAGUACCCUAUUUUUUUUUGGGCGACGAUGCGUUUCCUUUACAAACCAAUAUUUUAAAACCUUAUGAUGGUAAUCAUGCGAAAGGGUCUCCCAAGAGAGUGUACAACUAUCGCAUGUGUCGAGGUCGAAGAGUAGUUGAAAACGUAUUUGGACAGUUAACAAAACAAUUUAAGAUAUUUAACAAACCCAUCCAGCUAAAUCCACAAAAAGUUACUAUUGUAACAUUGGCAUGUAUUCAUUUGUUCAAUUAUGUAAAACGACAUGGUAUAAUACAACAAAAUGAAUAUGAUACUGAAAAUAGUAGGGGAGAAAUCAAUCCAGGAGAUUGGCGCAGGGAACCACGUGAAAAUAAUUUGUUUGCUGACUUGCCUAGACAAGACAAUACACAUUCCCUUGAGGUUACAAGGACACAAUCUCCUGAGGUUAUAAGGACAGAAUUGGUUCAAUAUUUUCUUUCCGAUGUCGGGAGAUUACCAUGGCAGAAUGAUCAAUGACUAACUCGUAAGUUUUAAUGAAACUCAUACUUGUAUUAGUACUUUUAUUUUUAUUAUAAUUUGUAUUAAAAACUUCGUAAAUCACUUGUUUUUGUUCAUUUAUAAGUGGUUUUAUUUACCGAGUUAUUCUAUAAAUCCCCACCGUGAAAUCCCCACUGAUGUUUUUAUGCAUUUUGAGUAUACUAUGACGAUUCUAUGAUAACAACAUUAAGACGAAAUACUUGUGCCUACAUAACGUUAUCUCGCAUCAGGUGAUAGGGUUAUUCUCAGAGUGCAUACGGUGGGGAUUUGUGGAAUAAACCUAUUUAUCUGACUCAAUAGAUGAUAAUAUGUUCUCAAUAUCACCACUCUCUUGAAGCGACACACGUAACGAAGGUUCAAUUGAAGAUGUUGAAGGUUCACCAAGAGGCGGUGAAACAGGGUUUGUUACGGCAGAGUUGGAUGAUGAGUAGUAGGAAUUUACAUCACAUUGAUCCAUUGUAUAAUAUCCUGGAUGACUAUGGGAAGUAGAAGGUCUUGGCGAAGCUUCGAACAUGUCUGAACGAUAUCCAGUUUCGGUUUCAAAAAAUAUAUUGUUAAUCCGAUGUUUUAUUAUUGCCUUUGUUGUUUUAUCAAAUUUUCUAAGUUGUGUCGCAAUAUAUUCGCCAAACAAAUCGUCCUCA
This is a messenger RNA of Trichoplusia ni (cabbage looper), 2089 nucleotides long. RefSeq names its product protein ALP1-like. Bases 165 to 1427 code for a protein of 420 amino acids. The transcript is spliced from 2 exons. The record is from RefSeq and is a predicted model, not a curated record. Lineage: Eukaryota; Metazoa; Arthropoda; Insecta; Lepidoptera; Noctuidae.